Messenger RNA from Daldinia caldariorum, 1740 nucleotides. Its product is annotated as putative arylsulfatase. Lineage: Eukaryota; Fungi; Ascomycota; Sordariomycetes; Xylariales; Hypoxylaceae. The record is from RefSeq and is a predicted model, not a curated record. Gene Ontology annotation, biological process: phenol-containing compound metabolic process. The transcript is spliced from 5 exons. Gene Ontology annotation, molecular function: arylsulfatase activity; N-acetylglucosamine-6-sulfatase activity; glycosaminoglycan binding. Bases 1 to 1740 code for a protein of 579 amino acids.
AUGGAUCCCAAAUCCGCCUCCCAACCGCAGCAGCAUCGACGGCCGAACGUCGUGUUCGUCCUGACGGACGACCAGGACGUGCACCUGUCGUCGCUGGAGUACAUGCCGUUGGUCAAGAAGCACCUGCUGGACCGGGGGACGCGGUUCGGCAGCCACUACGCGACGACGGCCGUGUGCUGCCCGUCGCGGGUCACGCUGUGGACGGGCAAGUUCGCGCACAACACGAACGUGACGGACGUGAGCCCGCCGUACGGCGGGUAUCCCAAGUUCGUGGAGCAGGGGUUUAACGAGGAUUACCUCCCCGUCUGGCUGCAGGAGGCCGGGUAUAAUGUGUAUUAUACCGGGAAGCUGUUCAACGUGCAUACGGUGGAGAAUUAUAAUUCGCCCGCGCCGGGAGGGUUUACGGGCUCGGACUUCCUACUCGAUCCUUAUACGUAUAACUAUCUGAACAGCACAUUCCAGCGGAACGGCGAAGGGCCACGAAGUUAUGAAGGACAAUAUAGCACCGAUGUACUAGCGGAGAAAGCGUACGGGUUGCUAGACGAAGCUGUUAACGCUGGAAAGCCGUUCUUCCUCGUCGCCGCCCCCGUAGCACCCCACGCAAAUGUUGUUAUGAAGGCUUCGGCUUCGGAUAGCCACCGCGACCUCGAUGACUUGCCUUUCGAGUUCACCGAGCCCGUACCGGCGGAGCGGCACAAGCACCUCUUCAAGGACAAGAAGGUCCCAAGAACUGCUAAUUUCAAUCCUGAUCAGCCUUCCGGCGCAAACUGGAUUUCCCAACUCCCCCGGCAGAACGACAGCAACGUAGAGUACAACGACCACUUCUACCGACAGCGGCUGCGCUCCCUACAAGCCGUGGACGAGCUAGUGGACGGGCUUUUCCGACGUCUCGAGGCGCACGGCGUCCUCGACAACACGUACUUCGUGUAUAGCAGCGACAACGGGUACCACAUCGGGCAGCACCGGCUGCAGCCGGGGAAGAGCUGCGGGUACGAGGAGGACGUGAACGUGCCGCUGAUCGUGCGGGGGCCGGGGGUCGCGGCCAACUAUACAACCGACGGCGCGGGGUCUGGGUUUGUUACUACGCACGCGGACCUCGCGCCCACGUUCUUCGAGCUGUUGGGGAUCGAGCAGCGGGAGGACUUCGACGGCGCGCCGAUCCCGGUGACGAAGGAGGGGAUUGAAGAGGUACUGAGGAGGGGGGAGAGGAGGGAACAUGCGGGGAUUGAGUAUUGGGGGAUGGCGAUGGGUGAGGGGAUUCAUAAUCGGAACCCGCGCGAACACAACACAUACAAGGCUCUCCGCGUUUCGGGGCCGGGGUACAAUUUAUACUAUUCCGUCUGGUGUAAUAACGAGCACGAGCUGUACGAUUUGAGUGUCGACCCAGGCCAGCUCCAUAAUCUUCUUCCCUCCUCGGAAUCUACUGUCCCUUCAACUGCCACGAUAGCCGACUAUCCUGUACCUGUAGAUAAAGUUGCUGCACGCCUUGACGCCCUUCUACUAGUCCUCAAGACUUGCGCAGGCACAACGUGUCAGCGACCGUGGGCGGAGUUGCACCCCGAGGGAGGCGUGCGGACGCUGGCAGACGCUUUGGAGCCGCGAUACGAUAGCUUCUACGAGGCCCAGAAUCGUACUGCUCAUGUAAAGUAUGCGUACUGCGCUAAUGGGUUUUUGCCUGAUGCUGAGGGACCGACGUGGGAGGGCCUGAGGGAUGGGUUGAGAUGGGAGGAUUGGGUUUAA